CUCUCCCUCUCUCUCUCUCUCUCUCUAUGUAGUGCUCUGCUGCUGUAAUGGUUUUAUUGCAGCAUUAGUGCCGGACGCUGUGGGUGUCUGUUGACUCAGAGGAGCCGGAGAUGGACGGAGCCAUCAUCUUCAUCACCUUUCAGAAGGUGUAUUACCCUCUGCUCUGCAUUCUGGGAAUUCCAGCAAACCUCUUCACCUUCUACAUGAUCUGCUUCCGCUCGUGCGGCAUGUCGGACUCGGCCCGGAUCUACCUGAGCUGCCUGGCGCUGGCGGACACCUGUUACCUGGUGUGGGUCAUUCUGCUGGACCUGUGCCUGACCUUCCUGCAGGCCCAGCCCUUCUGGCACUCCUCCCCGUGGUGCGGGAUCAUUAACUUCCUGCAGUUCGGCACCUUCUACUGCUCCGCCUGGGUGGUGGUGGCCUUCACCAUCGAGCGCUUCCUGGUGCUGAGAGUGACGGUGAGCCGCCAGCGCCCCCUGCAGGCCAGACACGCCCUGCUCACCUGCACCACCAUCGUCCUGCUGUCACACCUGGCCUCCAUACCUGCCAGCUGGAUCAACGUGGUGGUCCAGGUGAACAUGACUCUGGACGGUGAGGCGGUCAGUGUUCCUCGGUGCCUGUACCGCGAGGCUGUGUACUCCACGGUGGUGGUGUGGAUCACGUCCUUCCUGUCCAGCGGCGUUCCCAUCAUGCUGGUCCUCCUCUUCAACUCCCUGAUCGCGCACCACCUGCUGUGCUCCAGCCGCCUUUUCACCGAAGAGGAGCGGCGCACCAUCCGCGGGUGCAGGACGCGGGGGUCUGUCCGCCGGACCCUGAUGCUGUUGGCGACCGUCUCGGUGGCGUUCGUGGUGCUCACUCUGCCGCGCUUCAUCACCUACUGCAUCCUGCGCACCACUUACAACCACAAGAACUUCAACCGGGACGACUACGCCAUCCCCAUCAACGUGGUCAGCGACGUCGCCAACAUGCUGCACAACCUGAACUCCAGCACCAACUUCCUGCUGUACUGCAUGGUCAGCCGGCGCUUCCGACAGGAGCUGCUCAACACGCUGACCUGCCGGGCCAAAGCCAGGGAGCUGGGCUCCCUCUUCACCCACACCACCAUGAAGGUGUUCUCAGUAGCCGAACACAAAUACACGCCUGGCCGAGACCCCGUCUCCGUCAUGCUGACCAAGCUCAGAUACUUCCAAGACUCGGCCCCCCAUGAUCCCCCAUCCGCAGCGGUGGUCAGCAGAACCUCUGACUUUUCCAGCACAUCUUAGCCCUGAAAUGAAAAUUCCUGCUUGAAAAUAAAAGCCAACGCACACGUUGAUGAAAACCAAACGUUUUAUUUAUGCUGUUGAAUGAACACCAGAGGUGGGUCAAGUAGCCAUAAUCAAUACACAAAUGAAUUGAUACUUGGGCAAAGUAGUGAAUGCAGUUAAAGGCCCCGUUUACACCUGGUCACUUCCUGUGUCCAGUAUCUGGAUUGUGUCCUUUUAGCCUCCUGUAUUUACUCUUGGUAGUCAAAUGUGUCUUCGGCUAGCUGGACUGAAAUCUUACUGCUGUGGGACGAAUGUGCAAAUCAGCUCAUUACGCAGCAACCAAUUACCAGCUGGCUGUUUAUUAAGACUCCACCCCGGGUUUUCUGUUUCCCGCUCCUCAUUCAAAGCCCUUCUGAAAUGACUCCACCCCGGGUUUUCUGUUUCCCGCUCCUCAUUCAAAGCCCUUCUGAAAUGACUCCACCCCGGGUUUUCUGUUUCCCGCUCCUCAUUCAAAGCCCUUCUGAAAUGACUCCACCCCGGGUUUUCUGUUUCCCGCUCCUCAUUCAAAGCCCUUCUGAAAUGACUCCACCCCGGGUUUUCUGUUUCCCGCUCCUCACUCAAAGCACUUCUGAAAUGACUCCACCCCGGGUUUUCUGUUUCCCGCUCCUCACUCAAAGCCCUUCUGAAAUGACUCCACCCCGGGUUUUCUGUUUCCCGCUCCUCAUUCAAAGCCCUUCUGAAAUGACUCCACCCCGGGUUUUCUGUUUCCCGCUCCUCACUCAAAGCACUUCUGAAAUGACUCCAUCCCGGGUUUUCUGUUUCCCGCUCCUCAUUCAAAGCCCUUCUGAAAUGACUCCACCCCGGGUUUUCUGUUUCCCGCUCCUCAUUCAAAGCCCUUCUGAAAUGACUCCACCCCGGGUUUUCUGUUUCCCGCUCCUCACUCAAAGCCCUUCUGAAAUGACUCCACCCCGGGUUUUCUGUUUCCCGCUCCUCACUCAAAGCACUUCUGAAAUGACUCCACCCCGGGUUUUCUGUUUCCUGUGGUUGCUGGAUUUAGUGUCAUGUCUUUCUUUUCAGAAGUUCUUUUGUCAUGAAUUGCUCUUUCAGUGUAAAAUACUUUUAACUUUUAACAUG
Pygocentrus nattereri (red-bellied piranha) is the source of this 2378-nucleotide messenger RNA. Its product is annotated as probable G-protein coupled receptor 139. NCBI's taxonomy places the organism in Eukaryota, Metazoa, Chordata, Actinopteri, Characiformes, Serrasalmidae. The transcript has 3 exons. Gene Ontology annotation, cellular component: membrane. Gene Ontology annotation, biological process: G protein-coupled receptor signaling pathway. Gene Ontology annotation, molecular function: G protein-coupled receptor activity. The coding region runs from base 111 to 1262 and encodes 383 amino acids. The record is from RefSeq and is a predicted model, not a curated record.